GACAUUGAACUUGUUCCUUUUCCUUGAAGCUGACCACGAAAUGAAGAAACCUUUAUUCCAAUCAGCUUAAUAAUGUCUCCAACGGACCUCACCAAAGGAAGCUGUUCUUCGUGGGGAGAAAAUAUAUUGCAUACAAACCUAUUGUCGGUAUUUUGGAACGAGUCAUCAACUAGACUGAGGGUGAGACAAAAGUCUCGACCCUUACUCUUGAAGGGACUUUUGAAAAACUUCACGAUACCAAAAAUAUUCAAAGUUUGGUUCUCUUUCUUGCUUAGAUCAGCAAGUUUUGUAAAACAAAGGCUGGGUAGUGGAAAACGCGCUCUUUUAUCACUAGCCAUCUGAGAUUUCUGUACAUUAGCGCGUUUUCGAGUGGAAUGGUAUGCGAGGAGACUGGGUCUACUUUUGAGCCAGCAUUUUACUAUUCAGCGGCUGCUAUGAGUGUAAUUUCAAGAUGGCGGACCAACCUGUAAAGUUUAUCUCAAAAACUGAACUAAAUGCAAAAAAAGAAGAAAAACGAAAAGCACGAGAGCAAGUUUUACAGCAGGCAAAAGCAGAAUAUGAACGAGAGCAACAACGACGCGAAAAACGCAAAGUUACUGGAGAAGAUACAUGGAUGUUGCCGAGUGUUAGUAACAGGAUAACUGAUGACGAUGAACAUCGCAAGAAAAAGAAACGAAAAAAGGAAAAAAAGAGCAAAGAUAAGAAGACCAAAAAGCAUAAAAAAGUGAGGUGUUAAUAUACAUACAGUCAAUUAGACAUUAAAUUUUAGAAACUCAAACUAUUAUUGUGUUUUUUCCUCUUUUAAGAAAUCAAAAAAAGAGAGAGAAGAAAGUUCUAAUUCAGAUUCUGAUGAAUGGGUUGAGAAGAAUACCGAUGAUACAGGUGAUCAACCACAAGAAAAGGAAUCAGUUGUAACUCAGAGAGAAGGCUGGAUGUUAUUUCCAUGCUUUGCAGGAAGCUCAAAAUCUGAACAACAAGAGAAAAAUGAAUCAAUUGAGAAAAUCCAGGAAGAAGAGCAAAAACCUUUAACCAUUGAUUUGGCAGGGCAACAUUCAAGAGAACUGAAUCCAUACUGGAAAAAUGGAGGCACUGGAUUACCGGCUGAGAAGGUUGAAGUUGCAAAAAGUGAUUCUGAGACUAUAAUGUAUGAUGUUAAAUGGCUGAAAAAAGCUUUACAAAGAUCCAAAGAACAAGCUGAAGUAGAGGGUCGUUCAUUAGAGGAUGUAGUUUCCGAUCGAUGGGGGUCCUUGGAGCGACUUGAAGCUUUAAUUGAUGAGGCAGAGAAACGAGAUAAAAGCUAUGACAGAGAUAAAGAAAGUUCAUGGAGUAGUAGUUAUAGUAGACACAGAACAAAGGACAGAGACAGAAGAAGAGAUACAUUUUAUCACAGAGAUGAUGCACAAAGGAAAAGACAUGAAGAAAGGGACAGACAUUAUUCAGUAAACAAAGACAAGUACUGUGAUAGUGAAAACAAGAAAGAUUCAAAACAUAUUAGCAACAUUGAUACAUCUGAACAUCAAAGGAGAUUUUAUAGAGAUGAGUCUUCAAGAAAAAACACUUUGGAUGAAUUGAGAUCAGUAUCAAGAAGAGAAGAGGUUAAGAAAGUACUAGAGGGAAGAUCUACAAAUCCCUUCAGAAGACCAGAGAGUAAUGCCAGCAAAUCAUCAUAUAAAUUCAUGAAGCCAUCAGAUGAAUUGUCAAACACACCUUCAGUUUCAUCCAGUUCUCUUUCAACUUCCUCUGGGGGAUGGAAAAAGAAAAGUGAAAAUGAACAACCCAAAGUUAACAGAAUUGAGCAAGCUAUGAAAAACCAUCAAUUCUCUGAUGACUCCAGCUCAGAUUCAGAGGAUUCAGAGGAUGAUAAAAUAAAGUCAGAAAUAAAUAGAGAAGUAAAAGAAAGUUCUGAAAGUGUAAACAAUGAAAAGACAGAAGUGCUUCAACAUCAUGUUCCUACCAAGAAGAUUACAGAAGCAGAUUUAAAUAACAUGGGAGCUAAAAUACUUAAAGCUGAAUUGAUGGGAAACGAGGAUCUAGCAGCAGAGCUGAAAGCUAGUCUUGAGCAAAUGAGAGCAGAUAAAGAAGCUCAAGAGUCUUCAACAUCUAACAGCAAAGAACCCAAAGAGGAAGAAGUUGUUGUGUUAACAAGGACAGACAAGUUUGGUAACACUAGACCUGUGUCAAUGAAUGAAGUCCAGGAGCCAAAACGUGGCAGACGAAAGAGAGAAAAGGUUUCAACACACAGUGAAACAGGACAGCGAGAGAGGUACUUUGCAGAUGAUGAUCGAUAUGAUCUCAAUGAAAUUGUACGACGAGAAAAAAUGAACACUGCAGAGGACUAUAAUGCCAUGUUCUCCAGACUGGCAUCAAAGGGAGCUAGUAAAACAGACUCUGAUGACUUCACCCUUGAUGAUCACUUUGUAUCAGGCGCAUCUAAAAAGUACUCUAAAGCACAAGAAGAGGAACGAGACAAGAUGAGAGCAAUAAAAGAACAUCAGCGACUUUCUGCACAGCUAUCAAAGUGUCGUUUCUGCUUUGAAAAUCCUGAUUUAGCAAAACAUCUUAUUAUUGCAAUAGGAAUACAGGUUUACCUUGCAGUACCAUUACAUACAUCACUGACAGAAGGCCAUUGUCUCAUUAUACCCAUGCAACACCAAGUAGCCUACACAUAUCUGGACGAGGAUAUCAUAGAUGAAAUUAAGGUCUUCAAAAAAGGACUCACACGGAUGUUCCAGGAAAUGAAUAAAGAUGUUAUAUUUCUGGAGACAUGUAGAAAUCUUAGCAAGCAAGACCACAUGAUUGUUGAAUGUGUACCAGUCCCCAAGGAAGAAGGAGAUCUAGCACCCAUGUAUUUCAAGAAAGCAAUUUUAGAGUCUGACUCAGAGUGGGCGCAUAACAAAAAACUAGUUGAUACAAGCAAGAAAGGACUUCUAGGAUCCAUACCUAAAGGACUGCCAUACUUCAGUGUUGAGUUUGGCUUAGAUGGUGGAUUUGCACAUGUAAUAGAGGAAGAACAUCUCUUUCCACAUUACUUUGGAAAGGAAAUCAUUGGUGGUAUGCUGGAUCUCGAGCCCUGGGUGUGGCACAAACCACACAGAGAAAACUUUGAACAACACAAGAAGAAAGUGUUGCAAUUUGCUGAUUGGUGGAAACCUUAUGAUUGGACAAAACGACUGGCUAAGAACAAGUGAUGGUUAACUCGAUUUUAACAUUUUAAAUUGCUUGUUAUAUUAACAAUGUAAAUGAUGAUUAACAUAAAAACAAUCUGCCGGUCAUCCAGUUUACCGAUAAGCUAUAGUUCAAUAUACUGACUAUAGUUGGUGAAUGAAUGCGAAAAGGGUGCACCUCUCCACACCUCAGUUGUCAAGCAAAAUGAGGAUUAUAUAUAAUUAUGAUUGUAAAUAUAAAGUAUCAACAGUAUUUUGUACUAAAUAAAUGUAAAAAUUUUGACAAUAAAAUGUUAUAGCGCAUUCA
Messenger RNA from Exaiptasia diaphana, 3471 nucleotides. Its product is annotated as CWF19-like protein 2. The coding region runs from base 933 to 3188 and encodes 751 amino acids. Gene Ontology annotation, biological process: mRNA splicing, via spliceosome. NCBI's taxonomy places the organism in Eukaryota, Metazoa, Cnidaria, Anthozoa, Actiniaria, Aiptasiidae. The transcript has 18 exons. Gene Ontology annotation, cellular component: post-mRNA release spliceosomal complex. The record is from RefSeq and is a predicted model, not a curated record.